Molecule: messenger RNA, 7188 nt
Organism: Penicillium oxalicum
Lineage: Eukaryota; Fungi; Ascomycota; Eurotiomycetes; Eurotiales; Aspergillaceae
Product: type II myosin
Exons: 5
Coding region: 1-7188 (2395 amino acids)
Cellular component (GO): myosin complex
Molecular function (GO): actin filament binding; cytoskeletal motor activity; ATP binding
Source: RefSeq, a predicted model, not a curated record
AUGCUUCCCUCCCAACUCAAUAGCACGCCCAAGCGUGCCAGCCCGUUUGGGCGCUCCUCACCAUCGUCAGGACCAAUGUCACAACAACGGCCCAAGUCAGCCAUUUUAAGCCCCUCGCAUGGGUUGGAAUCGGCAAGAGGACAUCUUCGAAAUGCGUCGGUCUCUCAAAUUACACCGAAUCGAUCACCGGGCAACCUCUCUCGUGAGAGAUCGACCUCACUCCGCAAGGACGUCUCUUCUGGAACUUUUGCGCCAAGUUUCAUCAAAUCUGAAGAGCUCAAGCGAGGCGCAGACCAAAUACGUGGACUGGAGGGUGAUAAUGACUUCUCAGGGAACAAGUAUGUUUGGCUGCGAGACCCGGAAAAGGCAUUUGUUCGUGGUCUUGUAUUGGAGGAGCUUGAAAAUGGGAAUCUACUGGUGCAGACCGAUGAUGGAGAGCAGCGGGAGGUAGACCCAGAUCAGGUGGACAAGGUUAACCCGGCGAAAUUCGACAAAGCAGAUGACAUGGCGGAGCUGACCCAUCUGAACGAGGCUUCAGUGGUGCAUAAUCUGCAUACUCGGUACCAGUCGGACCUGAUUUAUACAUACUCUGGACUGUUCUUGGUAACGAUCAAUCCAUACUGUCCUCUCCCGAUAUACACCGCCGAGUAUAUAAAGCUGUACAAAGGUCGUGGAAGGGAAGAGACUCGCCCACAUAUUUUUGCCAUGGCAGAUGAAGCGUUUCGAAACCUCGUGGAAGAGGGAGAAAACCAGAGCAUCCUUGUGACUGGUGAAUCUGGCGCAGGCAAAACGGAAAACACAAAGAAGGUCAUCCAAUAUCUUGCAGCCGUCGCAACCUCUGAUACGCCUUACGGACGGUCAGGAUCGAAGCAGCUUUCAAAUUUGUCUCAGCAAAUUCUCCGCGCGAAUCCAAUUCUCGAAGCUUUUGGAAACGCCCAAACAGUCCGCAAUCACAACUCUUCGCGCUUCGGCAAGUUCAUUCGAAUCGAGUUUUCACGAUCAGGGCAAAUUUGUGGAGCAUGGAUAGAUUGGUACUUGCUCGAAAAAUCGCGAGUCGUCAAGCCAAACUCCAACGAGCGAAAUUACCACAUCUUCUAUCAGCUGCUGCAAGGAUCAGACAAGAGCCUUCGCGAGAAGCUCUUGCUCCACAACAUGCAAAUUCAGGACUUUGCAUACUUGAAAGAUGGCAAUGACUCGAUCGUUGGAGUCUCGGAUCAAGACGAGUGGAAUUCUCUAGUUGAGGCGUUCCAUGUCAUGGAAUUCACCGAAGAUGACCAACUUUCCAUAUUGCGCACAAUUGCUGCUGUGCUACACCUUGGCAAUGUGACAGUCGCGAAGGAAAGCGCGAGAGCGGACCAGGCUGCAUUGGCUCCAGAUGGCAUUAAAAGCGUGGAGAAGGCCUGCCAGCUUCUGGGGAUUCAGAGUGAACGAUUCAUCAAAGGCCUGCUGCAUCCAAGAGUCAAAGCUGGCCGGGAAUGGGUGGAAAAGGUUCAGACUCCCGACCAAGUGCGACUGGCCUUGGACGCCCUCUCGAAGGGCAUUUAUGCCCGCGGCUUUGGCGACCUUGUCACACGUAUCAACAACCAAUUAGGUCGCUCGAUGACUGAUGAGAACUACUUUAUCGGCGUCCUCGACAUCGCCGGUUUCGAAAUCUUUGAUAACAACGGGUUCGAGCAGCUGUGCAUCAACUACACCAAUGAAAAGCUGCAGCAAUUUUUCAACCACCAUAUGUUUGUUCUCGAGCAGGAAGAAUAUGCUCGGGAGCAAAUUGAGUGGCAAUUUAUCGAUUUUGGUAGAGACUUGCAACCGACUAUCGAUCUUAUCGAAAUGACGAAUCCAAUCGGUAUCUUUUCAUGCCUUGACGAGGAUUGCGUGAUGCCCAAGGCGACGGACAAGUCAUUUACUGAGAAGCUGCAUUCGCUUUGGGAUCGCAAGACGCCAAAGUAUCGUGCCUCACGCUUGAACCAAGGUUUUGUCCUCACUCACUAUGCUGCUGAAGUCGAAUACACGACACAUGACUGGUUGGAGAAAAACAAGGACCCAAUGAACGACAAUAUCACACGCCUGCUCGCAGCCUCGAAUAAUGAGCACGUAGCAAAUUUGUUCACGGAUUGUGCCGAGGUAGAAGAUGGAAAUGAUCAUCCCAGAAGCCGUGUGAAGAAGGGCUUGUUCCGAACUGUGGCUCAACGACAUAAGGAGCACCUUUCUAGCUUGAUGGUUCAGCUUCAUUCGACACAUCCACACUUUGUCCGUUGUAUUUUGCCAAACCACAAGAAGUGUCCAAAGAUGUUACAGGCGCCCUUGGUUCUUGAUCAAUUGCGAUGCAACGGUGUCUUGGAAGGAAUCAGAAUCGCCCGAACUGGUUUCCCCAAUCGACUUCCUUUUGCGGAGUUCCGUCAGCGAUAUGAGGUUCUAUGCCAAAACAUGCCGAAGGGUUAUUUGGAGGGCCAAAGCGUGGCCCGUCUGAUGCUGGAAAAGCUGGGGAUGGACAAAGCCUGGUACCGGGUUGGACGCACCAAAGUGUUCUUCCGUGCAGGAGUUCUUGCAGAUCUAGAAGAAAAGCGUGAUGAACUUAUCCGAACGAUUAUGACACGAUUUCAAUCCGUGGCACGGGGCUUUGUCCAAAGGCGGAUCUCAAAUAAGCGUUUGUACCGUGCUGAAGCAACUCGCAUCAUACUGCAAAACUUCCACGCCUAUUUGGAGUUGAAGGAUAGCCCUUGGUGGUGCUUGUUCUCCCAAAUGAAGCCAUUGCUCGGCGACACGAGAACUGCUAAAGAGGUGAAGAAGAGAGAUGAGAAGAUUAAGGAGCUGGAGUCCAAGAUGAAGCAAGAAAUGUCUGAUCGGCAAAAGCUCGACGAGGAGCGACGACGUACGGAACUGGAAAUUCAAAAAAUCCAAAAGACUCUCGAAAGCGAACGUGCUCUCGCACUCGACAAGGAAGAGAUUUUCAUGCGCCUUCAAGAUCGUGAAGUCGAAUUGGCAGAGAAACUAGCUGAGGCUAUUACAGAUCAAGAGAAGCUGGAAGAGCAAUUGGAUGACCUUGUGGAUGCAAAGAAAAAGACUGACGAGCAAUUACAAUUGCGGAUCACACAACUUGAACAGGCCGGUCUGAUCAUCCAAAAACUGGAGUCAGAGAAGCAGGCGCUUCAAGCCCAAGUUGAAGAGCUGGACUCAAAACUUGCUGAUCUCGAAGCAGACUUCGCUGGAAAAGACGCUUCAAUACAGGAGCUAGCGCAGGAGAUCAAAAUGCUUCAAAGUCAUCUUGGUCUUAAGGACCGCAAGCUUCAGGAUCUUGAAGCCAAACUAUUGAGAACAGAUCAAGAUCUCGAUGUCAAACUCGCGUCUACCUCGAAGGAACUGGACAAGGCCAAGAAGGAACUUCGCGAUAGCCUAGCGGAAAAUCAAUCGAUUCGCAAGCAGAUCACCGACCUAACAUCUACCACGACCAGUUACGAGGACCUACUUCGCCGAAAGGAGAGCGAAUUGACAGUUCUCAGGAAUGAUCUCAAGAAGUGUGACGAGGACAAGAAAACUGCAGAGGCUGAGAAAAAGUCUCUCAUGAAUCGGCACGACAGUAUGCAGGUCCGGCUUCGAGAGGUGCAGGCUGAGAGAGAUGCCAUGCGAUCUGAGAAAACUCAGCUCGAGCGGGAAGCCGCAGAUGUCAAGCGACUUCUCGACGAGAAGAGGACUGAGGAUGCUGAGGCCGGUGAGAGCAGAAAGCUGUUGGAGCAGCAAGUUCAUGACCUCAAGGCCCAACUUUUCAAAACUGAAGCGGACCUCAGUCGUGAGCGUCAGUCCAGGGACGAUGUCCAAAUGCUUGCUGAGCACAACCUGGCUGAGCUCACUGACAAAUAUGCUGCCUUGAACGAAUCUAAAAUCGAGAUUGAGAAGGAGAUGUACAUCCAGCAAGACAGCCUUCGUCGCGCGAAUGAGGCACGCCUGGCUGCGGAAUCUUCAAGAAAAGAGCUUCAAUCUGAGCUCAUUAAGCUCCGCGAGCGAUUCACCGCUGUGGAAAAUGCGCGCUUGAAUGCGGAAGCUGAAAUCGAGCGAAAGUUGAAGAACCAGUCGGACGAGCGCAUGGCAAGCAUGCGCACUGAUCUCGAGGAGAAGAUGCAGCUUCUCGAUGAUCUCGAAGCUGAGCGUUACCAGCUCUCAGUCCGUGUUCAGGAAUUGGAGCACGCAAUCUCCGAAUCCGACAAUUUCCGUAUUCGUCACGACCAGCAUAAGGCACGUCUAGAGCGAGAGCUUGUGACCUUGAAAGGCCGCCUCACUGCUUCGGAGAAUGAUAAUCGCGCAUUACUCACCAAAAUUCAGCAAAAGAACCUUGACAUCGCCCGAUCGAACUCGAAGGCCAGCGACAGCAAUCGACUGCGACUUUCCAACCUCCAGAAGGAAAAAGAAAGACUGGAGGAAGACAACAAGCGACUUCAAAAGCAGCUUGGGGACUCCCAAUUGACGAUCACAAGCCUCGAAAAGCAAAAGGAGAAGCUUGCUCUGAGUCUGGAAGACCUUAACCAUGAGCUUAAUCGAGAGCACAAGAACAGUCGCAAUGCUGAAAAGGCCGCUUCCACCGCAAAUCUCCAGCUAGCGGAAGUGAAUCGUAAUCUUGAAACUGAGAGACAACUUCGCGGCCAGGCUCAAGCGAACACCAGGCAAAUGCAGACUACUCUCGAUCACGCUAAUAAGGAGAUUGAAGAUCUUCAUCGCCAGUUGAUUGCUCUUCACAGAGUUUUUGAGCCUGAGUCCUCGGAGCCCGAAGAGACUUGGGAAGCGAUACAGCCACAUCUAUCCAAGCGAGUCGAUCUCGCUCAGGUUCUGAAUGGCGUUCAACAUAAACUGCAAGUCACAGAGGAGAAAUAUGCUCGUGCCGAAGGUCAAUUGUCUGAGAUGCGCCGCCGCCAUGCCGACGAGAUGAGGGAGCUUGACUCGAAAUAUUCCUCAUCGAAGCGGGCCUUGCUUGAGGAGAUCGAUCAGAACGAUGUGACAAAUCGUGGGCCUGUGCAUCUGCGGAAGAAUUCAGACAAUGCCUUCAAGAGAGUUUCCAACCCGUCAACACCCCACCGUCGCUACAAUAAUGUGUAUGAAGGUGCCAACGAUUCUGCCAGAUCAGACCGGACUGUCGAUACCCUGGGCUAUCAGAAACGGAUGGAUGCAGCGGGUGAAAUUGAGGAAUUACAAAAUAAGCUGCAAAUGACUGAGAUGCAAAACAAGCACCUUCAAAGCCAGCUUCAGCAAUUUGUUCCUAGUCGCGAUAUCUGGCAAGAUGAGAGUCCCUCCGUGCGCCGAAUGCAAUUGCUAGAACGGGAGAAUGGACGACUUCAUGGGCAGCUUGACGAUUCCGCUAAGAAAGUAUCCGCUCUGGAACGCAGUAUCCGAUCUGGCGAGCUUUCUCUGCGUGACGUGCAAGCCAAGUCCCACGAGGAGCUAUAUGAUUUGAUCAACUCCCAAGAGCAGUCUCGUCGAUCUUUGCUCAAGGUCCAUAACGACGCUUUGACGGAAUUCAGUGAGGCAAAGUCACAGUAUGAGAAGCUCAAGCGUGCGAAAAUGACACUCGAAGUCGAGCUUCGCGAUGCUAAGUCUGAGACUUUGGAGCUUCAGACCGCUCGAGAACAAGAUCAUCUCAGCCGUGAUCAGCUUCUGCAAGAAUUUUCCGAUCUCCAAAUUCGCCUUGAUGCAGAGACAUCGCGUACAGCCGAUCUUGAAUCCACUCUGAGUCUGUUCAAGACCCGAGCGGACGAGUAUUUCAGCAAGCUGGAGCAAGCAGAGAUCGCCGUGCUCAAGGCAUCACGGGCCGAGCAAUUUGCAAAGUCACGAUGCCAGGAAGCCGAAGACACGUGUGCUCAAAUCAUUUCCGAGCGGAAAGAGAUGGAUGCGCUGGUUGAGGAUUUACAGCGUCAAACUCAAUCUUUGGAAGCGCGUAUGGAAGAUCAGGCCGCGGAGCUGCAAGGAGCUCUGCAAGCCAAGCAACGUCUUCAGAAUGAGCUCGAGGACUACCGUAAUCAGCGGGCUAUUGAUAUCGAGGACAAAGAAACUUCGAUGGAGCAAACUCGCCAAAAGUAUCAGCGUGAGUUCUCGACCAUCAAUGGUGAGCUCGAAAUGGAACGUGAGCGAUUACUCAAUGUCCGCGGGGAAAACUCGCGCCUACGUGAGGAGCUGGACGACCUGCGAAGUAAAUGGGAUGAUGAGGUCCUUAACAGCUCGACCUGGGCCAAGGAGAAGGCUCGCCUAGAGCUUGCCAUGCAGGAUAUCGCCAACUCACGAGAUGAAGCUGCGGCUGCGUACAGUGAGGCCCAAACCAAAGUGGUGUCCCUUCUAACGCAAGUGCGAUCACUCCGGACCUCAAUCGAUGAUGUCACAGCGGAGCGGGACUCUCUCCUCAAGGACAAGAAGAUGCUUGAAGGCAGGUUGGCCGAAGCCGCUGAGCGUCUUGAGGAUCUUGCGAAGGGCGAAAGCCCCUCAAUGAGGAACGCUGCGAGCAUGGAUCGUGAAUUACUUGAGCUCAAAUCGAAGCUUGCUCAACAGGAAGAUCUCUCUGCCGCUGCUGUCAACAAAAUGCGCCGCGCCGAUGCACUUGCGACAGAAAUGCAGAAGGAGCUGACGGUCGAGCGUGAGACGGCAGCUCAGCUUUUCAAGGAGAAAGCUGGACUGGAGAAGCAGCUAAAGGAGGUGCAAUUGCGGUGCGUCGACUUGGAGACCAAGGGCUACUCCUCUGGCAGCCAAGAUGUCCGCUUCCUGCACAAGCGCAUCAAAGAGCUGGAAACCCAUCUCGAAGAACAAGAGAGCAAACACACUGCGGAACAGCGCUCUCUCCGCAAUGUAGACCGCACCGUGAAAGAUUUGCAGUCUCAGAUCGAGCGCCGGGACAAGGUGAAUGUUCAACUCAACGAGGAAGUCAGCAAGGCUCGCGACAGGAUCGAGAGACUACUCAAAAACAUCGAAGAGCUUCAGCAAGGUGAUACCGAAACGCAAUUGCAGGCUCGCCGCGCUGAACGUGAUCUUCGCGAAGAACGGGAGAAAGUCCAACUGCUAGAGCGUGAACUGGAGAACUUGAAGGCGAUGAGAAGCACCGCCUCAAUGGGCCGUCCCAUGACAGCGUUUAGUGAAGCUGGUAGUCGACGUGGCAGUGCCGCAUACGGCUAUGAUUCAACGCCGCAACGCAAGCCCAGUAACACCAAGGGCUUUUUGUGA